UGUGUGUGUAUAGACCCCUAAAGGAACUGCAUAUGAAUCAGUCAAACUGGCUAUAGAAACAGGGUACAGACACAUUGAUGGCGCUUUGGUCUAUUUCAACGAACAUGAGGUGGGACAAGCUAUAAGGGAGAAAAUUGCAGAUGGAACUGUGAAAAGAGAGGACAUAUUUUACUGUGGAAAGUUGUGGAACACAUUCCAUCCCCCAGAAUUGGUUCGACCUGCUUUGGAGAAAACGUUGAAGACAUUACAGCUGGAUUAUGUCGACCUCUAUAUUGUAGAAAUGCCCACAGCCUUCAAGCCAGGAGAUAUAUACUACCCCAGAGAUGAGAGUGGGAAGUUUAUCAUUUAUCAUCAAACAGACCUCUGUGCGACAUGGGAGGCUUUGGAGGCUUGCAAAGAUGCCGGGCUGAUAAAAUCUAUUGGAGUAUCCAACUUUAACAAGAGACAACUGGAGUUGAUCCUUAACAAACCUGGGCUGAAACACAAGCCUGUGUCAAACCAGGUUGAAUGCCAUCCGUAUUUCACUCAGCCAAAGUUGCUUGAGUUCUGCCAGAAGAAUGAUAUUGUCAUUGUUGGAUACAGCCCUUUGGGGACAUCUAGAGAUGCAUCCUGGGUGAACCUAAAAUGCCCCCCGUUGUUGGACGAUGAACUACUGGCAUCAAUUGCUAAAAAGUAUAACAAGACCACAGCCCAGGUGGCCUUGAGGUUCAACGUGCAGAGAGGAGUGGUGGUCAUCCCAAAGAGCUUCAACCCUGUUCGCAUAAAGGAGAACUUUCAGAUUUUCGACUUCUCUCUUUCUGAGACUGAGAUGAAGGCAAUUGAGGGAUUGAACAAGAAUAUUCGUUUUGUGGAACUUCUCAUGUGGUCAGAUCACCCAGAGUAUCCAUUUCAUGAUGACUACUAGAUGUCGUAGAUGUCAAGACUUCAUCUAAAUUGGAUCAAUCUAGCUGCAAUGAAAAAUAGUCUUUUGAAUUUACUUGAUUUUAAUGUGUACAUCGAUCCCACAUGAUCAGAAUGUGUCUGACAUUGAAAAAAUGUUUCUCUCUCUCUCUCUCUUUUAAUUAUUUCUUGUCAAACCAACACAUUUUAUUCACAUAAGACUGUCUAAUAAAAUUGAGUUAACAUUUUUUUUUUUCA
This is a messenger RNA of Etheostoma spectabile (orangethroat darter), 1137 nucleotides long. Its product is annotated as aldo-keto reductase family 1 member D1. Gene Ontology annotation, molecular function: oxidoreductase activity. Lineage: Eukaryota; Metazoa; Chordata; Actinopteri; Perciformes; Percidae. The coding region runs from base 281 to 904 and encodes 207 amino acids. The transcript is spliced from 8 exons. The record is from RefSeq and is a predicted model, not a curated record.